This is a messenger RNA of Anoplophora glabripennis (Asian longhorned beetle), 1474 nucleotides long. Its product is annotated as angio-associated migratory cell protein. The transcript has a single exon. The record is from RefSeq and is a predicted model, not a curated record. The coding region runs from base 96 to 1235 and encodes 379 amino acids. Gene Ontology annotation, molecular function: protein binding. Lineage: Eukaryota; Metazoa; Arthropoda; Insecta; Coleoptera; Cerambycidae.
UAUAUUACUGUUGAGAGUUAUGUUGUAAUUAUAUUUUUUUAACAUAUGUUAGUCUGGAUGUUAAAAUAUUUUGAUUAUUAUCAUAAAUAGUAAAUAUGGAUGAAUUUGAUUUGCCGGAUGAUUUAGAAGAUGUCGAGGUAAUUUACUCGGACGGUGAAGAUGAUGGUGAGGAAAAUAUUGGGGAUAUGUUAGAUGUGGUUAAUCUUAAUGAAACUGAUGAAGAAAUAGAAACUGAAAUUAUAGAUUUAGCCCUUUUAACAUUUAACAAACACAAUAAAUCAAUUUUUUCCUCUGAUUUAAAUGAAACUUCAGAGUUAGCAGUUACGGGAGGUGAAGAUGACAUUGCAUAUUUAUGGAAUACAAAUAAUGGAGAGGUUUUGUUGGAGUGCACAGGACAUAAGGAUUCUGUAACCGAAGUAGGCUUUAAUCGCAGUAGCCAGUAUAUAGCUACAGCUGAUAUGAGUGGUAUGGUGCAGGUUUGGAAUGUGAAUGAAAAGAAACUAGUUUGGUGCUAUGAAGGAGAUGAUAUGGAAUGGUUAUUGUGGCAUCCUAUAGCUAAUGUGCUUUUCUGUGGUUGUCAUUCUGGUGAUAUAUAUAUUUGGCAGAUCCCUCAAGGUAAUUGCAAGGUAUUGCCCUCGCCCAAUAAUUCUUCAUCUACUUGUGGAAAAGUGUUACCUAAUGGCAAACAGGUUCUAGCAGGAUAUGAGGAUGGAGUGUUAAGACUUUGGAAUAUUAAAGAAAUCAAUGUGGAAUGGAGUAACUCCCAAAAUUCGACAAUAACUAAUCUAGAUAUCAAUACAGACGGAUCAUUAGCAAUAGUAGCACCUAGUGCAAUGGUAAUAAAAUUAACAGAUGGCAAGCCUAUAGCUAAUUUACUUCCAAAUGGAGAAAGUGAAAUAGAAUGUGGUUUAUUUAAUAGUGAACUUGGGAUAGUGGCUACAGGUUCUUUGUCUGGCAAGCUAUGUGUAUGGGAGUUAGGAAGGCAUGCUUUACGACAUGAGGCCAGAAUUGAAUGUGCUGUAACUCUUUUAAAGUGGGGAAAAAAUGGAAAAAUAUUUAUUGGUGCAACAGAUGGUGCAGUUUAUGUAUGUGAUGUUAAAAGUGGUAUGUUAUUGGAGACACUGACGGGUCAUCGAACUGAUAUUUUAAGCAUAUCUGUCUUCUCAGAUGGUAAUAAAAUCUUAACGACAUCAGAUGAUGGAAGCGCAAAGAUAUUUGCUAUAAAGUCAAGUUAACUUUUAAUCUUUUAUAGAUUUUUAUAACUAAAUUUUUGAUAAAUUUAACUUCAGAUUUCAUCUUUAUGUAACCAGAUAAAAAUAUUCCAAAAGCUUUUUUGAUGUCUAUGUAUAGCCAUGUCAUGCUUCAAAAUUAAAUAUGUGAUGUUAAAAAUACUUACGGUAUUUUGUUAAAUGUAUUUAUAUAUAAAACAACAAUUGGUGCUAGAUAAAGUUUUUUUUAAUCAAAAUACAGUGUU